CGCUCUGAGCCAAACCUUCUUGCACAGUACCAGCUCAGCUGCGUGAGCCAUCAGUGCACCUGUGGAUGCAGUGCAGGCACAGCCCUCUGACACAGUCAGAAGCAAACAGUGGGAAUACAGCAUGCAGAAAUACCUCAUCUGCAAUGGUGUGUCUCGUGCAGUCUGACAGCUGCACGGGGAUCAUACGCUCGGUGAAGAAUGGCUUCAAACACAAACACCAGCCUCCAGAAACCAGCGGCGUUCACAGAAGGGACUCCACAAUGAGAUUUGCAAUUCCUAUUAAAGUAGCUUAAAUAGCUCUGAAAUCAUGGCCAGCUCUCAUGACACUCAAAUGGAGACCUGCAGUUUUCUCUCUUCCCCCAGACCCUGCGGUCCUCCGCAUCCCUGGGUUAACACAUCCAUGAUCUACAACCUGCCUGAACAACUCCUGCAUGUUUAACUACAACUCCUCCAAUGAACUCAGCGUGAGAAGGAAGAAAUUACAUUUUCUCCUUGGUCACUCAGCAUUUGUUUAUCCGCCAGUAUAAAGCCACCCCUGACAUUUUCUGGAGGCUUCCUGUUCUCUGGCAGGGCAAUAAACAUUAUUAGCAAAGGCAGCAGGGAGGUGAGGUCCUGGGGAGCACAGCAGAGCUUUAUGGUAUGUUUGCAAAAGGCGGCCAAAAAGAUUACAUCAGUAUGUGCAGAAAUCCAGCUGCAGCAUCAGGACUGUGCGUGGCUGUGGCUUAUGGUGCUCUGAAACCCACCAUGAAAAACUGCUGUGAUGUAUAGCAAGGGUAACUUUGGAAAUAAUCUUUCCUGGUGGGUUUUAAAAUACCGUAGUUCUCAUUGUAACGUUUGGAGUUCGUGGGCAUUGAGGGCCUGCUGAGGGCUGCUGCUUUGGUUCUGCAGCUGUGUGUGAGAGGGGCUGGGAGGGGUUGGAUCCAGGGGGCUCAGCAUGCCCUUGGCCACACAGCAGCUCCUGCCUCAUGUUUCCAGCUUUGCUCUCUGCUGAGAUGCUCUCCUCAUCUGGAGGCUGUGUGCCUUGGCAGUGCCAUUUCUCCAUCUGAUCCUUAUCAUCUCUCGGCUGCUGGAUUUCAGGGCAGUGAGGGUGCAUUCUUGCUUUGCAGCUGAAUAACAGAACACCUGGCCUGAGUCACAAAUAUGUGCUGCCUGAUGUGCCUGUGCUGCUGGCAUUGGGUGCCACAGCCAGGUGCCUGCAGCCAGCUUUGCAUGGCUCUGAUCGCUGGAACUGCUCCCUGUGCCUGAGGGCAGGAGCAGCAGAGAAGGCCCUCACAAGUGCAAGAGGAGAGAGAAUCCUGACCUGGUGCAGAACCUCUCCUUAACCCCAGCAUGGGAGAAGGCUGGUGAGAUUGCCAACGUGAUGAAUGGAGGGCAUCUCACGGGUUGUGUACAUUUCUGUUGGGGCUGUGUGGGAGCUAUUGGCUAAAAUGUGCCCACAGUGCCAAAAAAAACUCUUGUUUCUUUGGCUGCUUGUGGCAUUGGCCAACUGUAAACACGGAGUGCAGUAACACAUCUGCUUCCUUGGCCAGCAGGCGGAUCCCGCAGGGCAGGGCAGCAGCAGGAUGGCUCGCCCGCAUCAGGGGCAGCUCGGGAAUGUUGUUUCGGAACGGGCUGAAGCAGUGUCAAUAUUUGCUAGGCACGAUCCCACCGUGUGAGCAACAGGCACGGAAUGUGGUAAUAAAAGAUAAAUAUUCUGAAGAAGUAACAAAUGUUGUGGAGGAGAAAACAAGGACAAAAUGGACUCGUGGCAUCGCCAAGGGUCCACAGCAAUCGGUAUUUUAUUUACACGGCCUCGUGGAGCAUAAGUCGGUUAUCUGCAACGCAGGGGGUUUUCACUGCGCCACGGAGCGCUGCUCCAGGCAGUGAGGGCUGGCCGUCCUUCACCCACGUGGAGCUGUGGGUGUGCGGACACCCAAGGCAGAGACGCACGCACGGCUCCGGCACGCGACCCGAGCCGCAGCUCCGUCGCGGUGCCGCGCCGUCCCGUGGGGGAUCCCCUGCUGGGGGCGGAGGAGCGCGCCGAGCUCGACGCUUUCCGGCGCCGGCCGCCGAGGAUUGCCGAAGCGGCGAGCGACGCGCAUGCGCGGUGUUGCCGGGCCCGGUGAUGGCGGCGGCGGCGGGCGGCGCGGGCACGGCCGGGGCGGAGGACGGGGCCGCGGGCCCGGGGCGGGACGGGGCCGAGACGGGUGCGCCGGGCCCUGGCGGGGCCGAGGCGGCGCCGCCGCCGCUACCCGGGCUGCAGCUGGUGCAGCAGGGCGCCGAGGCGCGCGUCUACCGGGGCAGUUUCCUGGGGCGGGCGGCCGUGGCCAAGCUCCGCGUCCCCAAGCGCUACCGGCACCCGGCGCUGGAGGAGCGGCUCGGCCGGCGGCGCACGGCGCAGGAGGCGCGAUCCCUGCUGCGCUGCCGGCGGGCAGGGAUCCCGGCUCCCGUGGUCUACUUCGUGGAUUAUGCGUCCAACUGCAUCUACCUGGAAGAUAUCGUUGGCGCGAUCGCUGUUCAGGAUCACAUCUACUCCGUGCAGCGGAGCGGCAGCGAUGCCGGCAGCCUGCUCGGCUUGGCAGAGAAGAUGGGCCAGCUGCUGGCCAGGAUGCACGACGAGGACCUCAUCCACGGGGACCUCACGACGUCCAACGUGCUGCUGCGGCCGCCCGCGGAGCAGCUGGACUUGGUGCUGAUCGACUUUGGGCUCAGCUUUGUUUCGGCUCUUCCUGAGGAUAAGGGAGUCGAUCUGUAUGUGCUGGAAAAAGCCUUCCUUAGCACCCAUCCCGAUACAGAAACUGUGUUCCAGGCUCUGCUGCAGAGCUAUGCGGCCGCAUCUAAGAAAUCCGGCCCAGUGAUCAAACGGCUGGAUGAGGUGCGGCUCAGGGGGAGGAAGAGGUCCAUGAUUGGGUGACAGCAGGCAGCGAUGGGGAAAUGCUCCUGCUUGGUUCUGCCUGGGAGGUUAUUUAUACUUCCAGCUCCUUUUAUUGCACAGAUUACUAUUUUGAUAAUAGUGUCUCAUAUGAAAUAAAUUGGAUUGGAUUUCUAA
This is a messenger RNA of Phasianus colchicus (ring-necked pheasant), 3028 nucleotides long. RefSeq names its product TP53 regulating kinase (gene TP53RK). Gene Ontology annotation, molecular function: protein serine/threonine kinase activity; ATP binding. The record is from RefSeq and is a predicted model, not a curated record. Gene Ontology annotation, biological process: protein phosphorylation. Gene Ontology annotation, cellular component: nucleus; EKC/KEOPS complex; cytosol. NCBI's taxonomy places the organism in Eukaryota, Metazoa, Chordata, Aves, Galliformes, Phasianidae.